CCCGCAGCGGGCGUCGCUCAGUUCUCCUGUCUGUCACCUGAUUCAUCUCAAAAUUUGAAAAAAAAAUAGAGCCUUCUUUUUUCCGUAAGGAAAGUGCUACUCACCUUCUGUUUAAUCUUCGUAAUCCUGAUCCUCCUUUAAGUUAUCCCUUAACUUAUUAUCACUUCGGAGACGCAUUUGAGCGACUUGAGGAAAACCACUGGUCGGGAUGGCGGACGAGGACUUGACUUUGAAGGGCAUCGGCCAUCUUCUGUACACUGACCUGCUGCCACUCAACAGGGAUGGGACAGACAUCAGCAUGAAGUUCCUGGAGGCAGUGGUGAAGAAGACGUGUCUGCCCUUUGUGGCAUCUGAUUUUGACAGGACUCAAAAGGUGGUGGAUUUUCACCAGCCUGAUGAAAUGCUGAACCUGGUGGACAUGCACAUCCCUGAUGAUCCCAGGGACCUGGAUUCAUUGCUGUAUGACUGUCACCAGGCUCUGCACUACCAGGUCAAGACAGGACACCCUCACUACUUGAACCAGCUGUCCUGUGGACUGGACCUGGUGUCUCUGGCUGGUGAAUGGGUCACUGCAUCUGCCAACACCAACAUGUUCACCUAUGAAAUAGCACCUGUGUUCAUCCUGCUGGAGAAUGUGGUGCUGCGGAAAAUGAGGGAGGUGAUUGGCUACAAAGGAGGGGACUCCAUCUUGUGUCCUGGUGGCACUGUGUCCAAUAUCAAUGCAGUGCUCUGUGCCCGCUACAAGCACUUUCCUGAGUGUAAAACCAAGGGGGUACAUGGACUGCCUUGUCAGCCUGUGCUCUUCACCAGUGAGCACAGCCACUAUUCCAUCAAAACUGCUGCAUCUGCAGCUGGUUUGGGGACAGAUAAUGUGGUGGAGGUAAAGACAGAUGCCAAGGGUAAGAUGAUCCCAGAGGAGCUGGAGAAACAGAUUGUGGCUUGUCUCAAUUAUGAAGGCCCUGUGAAGAAGAAGCCCUUCUUUGUCAACUGCACUUGUGGCACAACUGUGUUGGGGGCCUUUGACCCUGUGGAACCAAUUGCUAACAUCUGUGCCAAAUAUGGGCUCUGGCUCCACAUUGAUGCUGCCUGGGGAGGUGGACUGCUAUUAUCUGAAAAGUACAGAGCUGAGAGAUUCCUUGGAGUGGAGAGGGCUGAUUCUGUGACUUGGAACCCCCACAAACUCAUGGGCUGCUUGUUGCAAUGCUCCACUGUUCACCUCAAAGAAGAUGGAAUAUUGAUGAACUGCAAUCAAAUGAACGCCGAGUACUUGUUCCAAGACGACAAGCAGUACUACGACUGUCGCUUCGACACCGGCGACAAGGUCAUCCAGUGCGGGCGCCACAACGACAUCUUCAAGCUGUGGCUCAUGUGGAGAGCCAAGGGCAUGUCCGGCUUCCGGCGCCACAUAGACGGCCUCAUGGCCACCGCCGAGUACAUGACGGAGCAGCUCAAGGCGGACACUUCUGGCCGCUUUGUGCUGUUGUGGCCUGAGCCAGAGUGUGUCAACAUCUGCUUCUGGUCAGUCCUCUUUUGUUUUGGGGUUUUAUUUGUAUCAUUAUAUUUUUUGUUUUAG
Messenger RNA from Notodromas monacha, 1573 nucleotides. The record is from the annotation of a GenBank genome assembly. NCBI's taxonomy places the organism in Eukaryota, Metazoa, Arthropoda, Ostracoda, Podocopida, Cyprididae.